Molecule: messenger RNA, 2606 nt
Organism: Salmo salar (Atlantic salmon)
Lineage: Eukaryota; Metazoa; Chordata; Actinopteri; Salmoniformes; Salmonidae
Gene: tmem135
Product: transmembrane protein 135
Source: RefSeq, a predicted model, not a curated record
CCUUCAAUUGCAUCGGUGCCGCGCAUCUCCCCACAGUCGGGAGCGCGACUCCGUCCACCAGCCGUCUGUUUUUUUUCCCCCCUCAGUGCACAACUCCGCUUCCCGACGGUCCACCGUGUAACUAUGGCAGCGCUGAGUAAAAUACCGCACAGCUGCUAUGAGAUUGGACAUACGUGGAACCCUUCUUGUGUCAUGUCAACCCUGGAGAUCACUGCUGGGGCUCUGGAGGUUUCUUUUAAAAUAUAUGCUCCUCUUUACCUGAUAGCAGCCAUCCUGCGGAGGAGGAAGAAGGAGUAUUACCUGAAGAGACUACUCCCUGAGAUCCUUCAGUCCACGUCCUUCCUCACCGCUAAUGGCGGACUAUACAUCGCCUUCUUCUGCAUCCUCAGGAGACUGCUGGGUGGCUUCACCUCCUGGUCAGCUGGGUUCGGUGCAGCUCUACCUGCCUCUUACAUCUCUAUCCUCAUGGAACGCAAGAGCAGGAGAGGCCUGCUGACGAUCUACAUGGCCAACCUGGCGACAGAGACCUUGUUCCGAAUGGCCGUCACACGAGGCAUCGUUAACCCUCUCAAACACGGGGAGGUUCUGCUGUUCUGUAUGACAGCGUCUCUCUACAUGUUCUUCUUCAGGAGUAAAGAUGGACUGAAAGGAUUCUCUUUCUCAGCGCUCAAGUUCAUCGUUGGGAAGGAGGAGAUUCCAACGCACUCCAACCUGUCUGAGCACAGCUUUCCACAACCCCCAGACACAUCCGUCAACACAGAGUCACAGAGGUCAACAGGAAGCCCAGCAUCUGGCAGGAAGUCCCUCAUCACCCUCACCAGGAGACUGCUAGAAUCUAUAUGCAAGCAUGGACCCAGACAUAGAUGCUGUAAACACUACCAGGACAACUGCAUAGCCUACUGCGUCAAGGGCUUCAUCCGUAUGUUCAGUGUGGGCUACCUGAUCCAGUGUUGUCUGAAGGUUCCGUCAGCGUUCCGCCAGGUCUUCACGAAGCCGUCCCGCCUCCCCUCUCUCUUCUACAACAAAGAGAACUUUCAGCUCGGUGCGUUCCUCGGCUCCUUCGUCUCUAUAUACAAGGGGACCAGCUGCUUGCUGCGUUGGGUGCGUAACCUUGAUGACGAGCUCCACGCUCUCAUAGCGGGGUUCCUGGCUGGCAUGUCCAUGUUCUUCUACAAAAGCACAACAAUCUCCAUGUACCUGUUCUCCAAGCUAGUGGAGACCAUUUACUUUAAAGGCAUUGAGACGGGCCACCUCCCUUACUUCUCCCAGGCUGACACCAUUAUCUACGCCAUAUCUACUGCAAUCUGCUUCCAGGCUGCGGUGAUGGAGGUGCAGAAUCUGAGACCCUCCUACUGGAAGUUUCUCCUCAGGCUGACCAAGGGCAGGUUUGCUUUUAUGAACAGGAGAGUGCUGGAUGUGUUUGGGACUCAGGCCUCCAGAGACUUCCAUGGAUUCAUGCCCAACUGGACCCCCAUUACGCCACCCGGUCCCUGACCCCCAUUACGCCACCCUGACCCCCGUUAUGCUACCCCGUCCCUGACCCCCAUUACGCUACCCCGUCCCUGACCCCCAUUACGCUACCCCGUCCCUGACCCCCUUUACGCCACCCCGUCCCUGACCCCCGUUACGCCACCCUGACCCCCGUUACGCCACCCUGACCCCCGUUACGCCACCCUGACCCCCGUUACGCCACCCUGACCCCCGUUACGCCACCCUGACCCCCGUUACGCCACCCUGACCCCCGUUACGCCACCCUGACCCCCGUUACGCCUCCCCGACCCCUGGACAGAACAUCGCUCUGGGUUGACCCCACACUGUUAGAGGUCAGGGGGUCAGCCAGAGUGUGGGGGGAGGGGAGAGUCCUAAAUGGCGCCCUGUUUCCUGUGGAGUGCACUACUUUUGACCAGGGGCCUGCGUAGGAUAGUGCACUACAUAGGGAACACAUUGGCUCUCUCUUAGGACCUAUGUCUGUGUGAGGACACUUCAUAAGGCUGUCUUAAGGCUGUUCAACCUGUUAGAGGGCCGAUGAUAUUGUAUGUAAUGUGGUGAAGGGAGAAGGUUUUGGGAAACUGCCCUCGUCGGUAGAAGUCUGGAUAUCUGAGUUGAUUUAAUAUGAGCAAUAGGGCUUAAACCUAUCCAAUAUGCUAUCAGAUCUGCCCUGGUGAAUAGAGGCUAGGGGAAGGGGGCUAGGGGAAGGGGGCUAGGGAAAGAGGCUAGAGGCUAGGGGCUCGGGGAAGGGGCUCGGGCUUCAUUUGGGUCACUGAGUUAAGGUGGGGAGGGGGAGUUUACUGGACAGUUUUCUAGCUGUUGUCUUGGUGUUCUGUUGUGGAAACCAACCUUCUGGGGUAACACUGGCCGUGUCCCAAAUUUGGCUUGCGUACUACCUACUUUAACGGCAUACUGUGUAUUAAUCAUAAUAUAUAUACUAUUUAGCAGUGAUGUGGUCGAGUCACUAAACGUCAAGUCCGAGUCGAGGCCCAAGUCCCUUUUUCUAUAUCAGGUUAUUUACCCAGUCAGAUAUAGAGGAGUUAUUCACCCAGUCAGAUAUAGAGGAGUUAUUUACCCAGUCAGAUAUAGAGGAGUUAUUCACCCAGUCAGAUAUAGAG